AUAACGUAUCAAGAUAGGUCAAAAAAAGAUCGAAGUUUUAAAAGUUAGGUUAGUACUUACAAGAAUGGAUAAAUUCAGGAAAUUAUUCCAAAAAAUAUGUUCUAUUAUUGGAAUGAUCCACGUUGGAGCACUUCCAGGUUGUCCUAAAUAUUCCGGUUCGAUUAACGAUAUAGUUAAAAAAGCUUGUUACGAAAGUGAGCUGUAUUUAAAACACGGAUUGCACGGAAUAUUAGUAGAAAAUAUGCACGAUAUACCGUACGUCCAAUCUAAACACUUCGGUCCCGAAGUAACGGCUUCCAUGUCGAGAAUAUGCACCGAAUUGAGGAAAAUUAUACCUCGAACGACACCUUUCGGCAUACAGGUGCUUUCGUGUGGUAAUAAAGAAGCUCUAGCGAUCGGUAAAGUUUGCGAUAUGGAUUUUAUUAGAGCAGAGGGGUACGUUUUUAGCCACGUCGCCGAUGAGGGUUUAACAGACGCCAACGCUGGGUUGAUAUUGCGAUAUAGAAAAACCAUCGGGGGUGAAAAUAUAUUAGUUUUCACUGAUAUUAAGAAAAAACACAGUUCCCAUGCCAUCACUGGAGAUAUUUCUACAGUGGAAACUGCUAAGGCUGCGGAAUAUUUUCUUUCCGACGGUGUUAUCCUUACAGGAGCUGCGACAGGAGAAGCUGCGGAUGUUGAAGAGCUGCAGGAUGUGAAAAGGGCGGUUCGAGUUCCUGUUUUGAUCGGGUCCGGUGUUACGUAUGAAAAUGUCGAGAAUUUCAAAUCGGCUGAUGGUUUAAUUGUCGGUUCUUAUUUUAAAAAAGGGGGAAAGUGGGAUAAUGAUGUCGAUGGGGAUAGGUUGAAAAAGUUUAUGGGGAAAAUAUCUUGUUGGGAAUAAAUUUUUUUAAUAGAAAA
Molecule: messenger RNA, 894 nt
Organism: Diorhabda sublineata
Lineage: Eukaryota; Metazoa; Arthropoda; Insecta; Coleoptera; Chrysomelidae
Exons: 5
Coding region: 65-877 (270 amino acids)
Source: RefSeq, a predicted model, not a curated record